AACAAAGUCAGUCAAGCAGCCAACACCAGCAAAGCGCACAGCGCGAUCAACAGAAAAGUUGCCAAGGAUUACCUUUUUCAUUUUGUGAAUUAUUACGUAAGGAUACAAAUAACAGUAUUGUGGCCAAAUUGAUCAUUUACGAGUGUUAAGUGUUAUUUAUUUUCAUUUUGAAAACAAAUUAAGGCGAAACAAGCAGAAAGCACAGACGCCUGUAUUAUGAGAUUAACACAUCAUUUGGCUGUUAUAGCCGCCAUACUCUUGGCAGGCUCUUCUCUCAUCAAUGCUGAGGAAUCAGCUUGGGGUGGCAGCUGGGAACCCUCGAAGGAGUCAAUGCUCAGCAGACGCUCCACGGAGUCUGAGAAAUCAGAUGACGCCGCUGUACAGCCCGCAAAUGUACAGGGUCGCAAUUAUGGUGUGCAUGAAGCGAUCUACAGCAACGACACGAAUACCGACAUCAAUGCCAUUAUCGAUCAGAUUAUCAAUUCGCGUCGCGAAGGUCGUAUUUUAGGUGACUACGACCAAGUGUAUGCCGAUGGUAAUAUCGAUCAAGCGCUGCAACAAGGUGACGAUUUGCAAGCGCGCAAUCUUAUACGCGAUAAGCUUUGCGGUCUGGGUUUAAUGAACUGUGAUGUUGAAGAGAAACGUCCUUACUACUCAACAAUAUAUGCACAAGGUCCACCACCAUCUUCAUUUGGCGGCGGUCCAUAUGGACCUGCCAGACCUAUGCCACCACCCGGUCAUUUCAAUAGCCGUCCUCCACCACCACCAUCGUCUUUAAACUCUUUUGGACCACCACGUAAGGUAGGUUACGAAGGCGCUUACAAACCACCUUUCCGCCCUUCGGGUCCUGGCGGUCCCGUAUAUAAUGGUCCGUAUUUGGAAAAUCCACCACCAUCUGCAAUUGGUACCACAGGUCCAAAUACCUUUAACAAACCUCCGCCCGGCGCUAUCAUUUAUGGCAGUAAACCACCAGGUCCAGUGUACAAUGGCAAUUCCGAUUCCCCACCACCGCCAUAUGCCUUUGAGAACCCCAUCGGUGAGAAAAUUCAGAUAUCUGGUUCUUCACCAACAAAUUUCUAUGCCCACCAAUCAUCUUCGGCCUCAUCUGCUUCUUCUUCGUCUUCGAAAGUAGUUGUAGGUAAUUUGAAUGCUAUACCAGGAUCAGCGCCUGCCGGUGGCUUGCAGCAGCAUGUGCACCACCAUUUCCACCAUGUCGAAGGCGGUGAUGCUAGUGCUAAGGUGCCUACAGUGCCCAUACCAAUUGGUGUUGGCCAAUCGAUUAACACCGACUUUUCAGCACUUGCGCAAUCAUCGGCUUCGUUCACACCACAAACACAAGGUGGGUUCACCGAAUCGAAUGCAUUUAAUGCCGGUUACAACGGUGCUUCACAAGGUGGUUUACUCUCCCAAGCGACAGCUAACGGAUUCGGCAACUACGAGAAACCCAACACUGACCUUUACAAACCUGUAGGAGGUUUAGGUAGCUUUGGCAAUGCUGGCGUACAAGGAAUUUACGAUCAAUCUGGUAUAUCUGGUGGUCAAGGUGGUAUUUAUGAGCAAAAUGCUGGCGCUAGUGGUUUCGGACAGAGUGGAUUUGCACAAUCAACCAAUUUCGGACAAUCCAACAACUUCGGUCAGGCCAGCAGCAGCUACCACAGCCAAAAUCCCGAAUAUUAUAAGAAAGAAUUACAAAACUUUGGCGGCAUUGGUACUUCGGGCGGUUUUAACGGCAUCGGCAACAAUUUGGGUGGUCAAUACCAAAGUGGAUAUGAUACGUCACGUCAACAAAUUGUGGAUUGCCAGUGUGUGCCAUUUAAUCAAUGUCCUGCUGCCGAUCGGAUCGGACGUAAAGAAGAUCUGAUUUUGGCUAUCGAUCCUCGUAAUUUAGGUAAAGACAUUGAAGCUUUAGGUGACGAAACUGCAACAAAUGCGACCGUCAGCGCAACCGAGGAUAAAAAGGAAGAAAAGAAAGAUGAAGAGAGUAAACGCAGAAAACGUCAGGCGAAUGCUGAGGAUAAGCAGUCCGAUGAUGGUGUAGCCGAUCUACCACUGGAUGCUGAAGGGGUCAGCAAAACCGAGUUUGGAGAUAAAGUCGUAAAGCCACUAGUUAAUCUUCAUGUCACACCAAAUGCCAACAUUUUUCAAAAAGUCAGUGAAUUGUUUAAGUCAAAGCCUGAAUACAUUCACAACGCACAUUAUCAUCAUCACGAUCAUUAUAGUAAUUUUGAGCAUGAUCAUCACUCACAUCCGCAUGAUGUUACCGCGCCUGGCCCCAUAUAUGGCGCCCCUCUGCAUAGUACCACUAUCCUCGAUGUGGUGCCAAGCAAACCGAUUUACGAGCAUCACAGCACUGUAACUGCGCCGGCAAGCACUAUAUUUAAUACCGGGUUCCUCCCCCAACAGCAACAUUUUGCUACGCAGCAUACAUCUUUUGGCACAACAUCCAUAGCGAACUUAUAUCAUGGUCCUUCUGGCAUAGCUGGAGAUACGUCUUAUCCAACCAACGAACAUUUCGGAGGUUCGAUUUCGAGCGGUUUCGGUGCUAAUGGCCACGGCUCCGUUCAUUUUGGCGGUUCAAUUCCAAGUGGGCCCGACGCUAGUAACCACGGCUCCGCUCAUUUUGGCGGACCGCCUCCCAGUGGAUUUGGUGUAAGCGGUCAUGGUGUGAAUUAUUAUGGGGGCGCCUCUUCGCAGCCUGGUUACUCAAUCGGCUUUGGCUCAAGCGGUCACGGUGGUGAGAUUUUCGCUGGUGAGCAUUACAACGAAUACGAAGAACGUAGUUCCAAUCGCAGCGUGGCAUUUAGGGGGCCAGUUCAGCACAGUAGUAAGCAACAUCACUUGAAUGCAUUGAAAAAUCGAAGAGGUAAAAGCCUGCUAUAUAAUCAAAGCUUACGACCAAUACCCACACAAGCGCCUGGUGCGGCUGAAGGGAGUGACUAUGUGACAUUUCCACGCAAUCGACGACGUCGCGAUGUGGUUGAACAUGAGGAAGCUGCGGAACGUAGAGAAAGUGUAUUGGCACGAACGGUAAAUACAGAACAGCGCGCUUAUUAUGGCAAUCGUCCAGUUGAGAAGACUUGCCGCGUCAACGAAGUCUGCUGCCGCCGUCCAUUACGUCCAGCGCCACAACAACAACUGGGCCGUUGUGGCACACGCAAUGCUGCUGGCAUCACUGGCCGCAUCAAGAACCCAUCAUACAUCGAUGGCGACAGUGAGUUCGGCGAAUAUCCAUGGCACGUGGCCAUCUUAAAGAAGGACCCUAAGGAAUCGAUUUAUGCUUGCGGCGGCACACUGAUCGAUGCACAACACGUAAUCACUGCAGCUCAUUGCAUCAAAUCGCAAAAUGGUUUCGACUUGCGUGCUCGUCUAGGUGAAUGGGAUGUUAACCAUGAUGUCGAAUUCUUUCCAUACAUCGAACGUGAUGUGGUCUCAGUACAUAUUCAUCCCGAAUACUACGCUGGUACUUUGGACAAUGAUUUGGCCAUACUGAAACUAGAUCAUCCCGUGGACUUCACUAAAAACCCACAUAUCAGUCCAGCUUGUUUACCUGACAAAUUUUCCGACUUCACCGGCUCUCGUUGCUGGACCACUGGGUGGGGUAAAGAUGCUUUCGGCGAUCACGGCAAAUACCAGAAUAUCCUGAAGGAGGUCGAUGUUCCAAUCUUGUCUCAUCACCAAUGCGAAUCGCAAUUGCGUCAAACACGUCUCGGCUACAGUUACAAACUCAAUCCCGGUUUCGUUUGCGCUGGUGGCGAAGAGGGCAAGGAUGCAUGCAAAGGUGACGGUGGCGGUCCAUUGGUAUGCGAACGUAACGGCAUCUGGAAUGUGGUCGGUGUUGUGUCCUGGGGCAUCGGUUGCGGUCAAGCCAAUGUGCCUGGUGUGUAUGUGCGCGUUUCGCACUACUUGGACUGGAUUCGCCAAAUUACGCAAUACUAUAAAUGAGUAGUGGAACCAGCGGCGACGACGCCUGUGCGGGCAACCGCAACAGCCUAUCACAGCUGUCAGUCACAAUACCGAGAUGUGUUCCACUUUCACUUUCGAUAAGCCAUUAUUUUGAGUAAUACGACGAGUAUAAGUACAUAUAUGAUAAUGAAGUUAUUUAUUUUUGUUAGUGUUGUAAGUGUAGGCACAUAAGUAUUUAAGUGCUCUCCAGUGCGACUGCUUGUUUUUGUCAAUUAUUGUUUUUGUUUUUCUUUAUGUGUAAAUAUUUAUUGCCUUCUACUACUUUUGUUAAAUUAUUUGAUUGUUCGCCUUAGUCUUUUGCGCGAAAUAAGAUUGCUGCGUCCACUUUUUAACAUGUUUAAAUUAUUAUAAUGAACUACUUUUACGACACACGAUUGUCAACUUUUAUAAAACUUUAAUAAAACAAAAUAUUUAUAAU
Messenger RNA from Bactrocera oleae (olive fruit fly), 4381 nucleotides. The record is from RefSeq and is a predicted model, not a curated record. Lineage: Eukaryota; Metazoa; Arthropoda; Insecta; Diptera; Tephritidae.